AUGUACUUUACCUCCCUCAAAGGAUCCAUCGGAUAUGUCCUCGGCCAACAUGACGAGAAUAGUAGGAAGGAACACGCAAUAUACUACUUAAGCAAGAAGUUCACCGAUUGCGAGAGUAGGUAUUCAAUCCUUCAAAAUACUUGUUAUGCACUAGCUUGGGUUGCCAAACUCUUAAGACAAUACAUGCUCACUCAUACGGCAUUGUUAAUCUCUAAGAUGGAUCCUGUCAAAUACUUCUUUGAGAAGCUUGCUAUAACCUGUAGAGUAGCCAGUUGGCAAAUGGCUUUGACCGAGUACGACUACCAGUAUAUGCGCUUUGUAUUCCCCGACGAGGACAUCGUGCUAAUCAGAGAUUGCAACAUUCCUGGCCCUGAGGAAGGACCCGAACCUGGAUCCCAAUGGACCUUGGUAUUUGAUGAAACUUCUAACGCUCAUGGCAAUUGCAUUGGGGCAUUCAUCACCUCCCCAACUGGUUUCCACCUCCCCUUCACUGCAAGGUUGUUUUUCAAAUGUACAAACAAUAUGGCGGAGUAUGUGGCUUGUAUAUUCGACAUUAAAGCUGCAAUUGAUCUUAGGAUAAAAAUUCUUGAAGUAUAUGGAGAUUCAUCCUUGGUUAUCAACCAAUUCAAAGUAGAUUGGGACACUAGAGAUCACAAGCUCAUCCCUUACAAGGAGCAUGUCCUAAAAAUGAUCCUUUACUUUGACAAAAUCACAUUCAAUCACAUUCCUAGAGAAGAGAAUCAAAUGCGCCAACACCUUGGCAACUUUUUCAUCAAUGUUUAA
This is a messenger RNA of Lathyrus oleraceus (garden pea), 783 nucleotides long. RefSeq lists its product as uncharacterized. Gene Ontology annotation, molecular function: nucleic acid binding; RNA-DNA hybrid ribonuclease activity. The transcript has a single exon. NCBI's taxonomy places the organism in Eukaryota, Viridiplantae, Streptophyta, Magnoliopsida, Fabales, Fabaceae. The coding region runs from base 1 to 783 and encodes 260 amino acids. The record is from RefSeq and is a predicted model, not a curated record.